Molecule: messenger RNA, 1446 nt
Organism: Asparagus officinalis (garden asparagus)
Lineage: Eukaryota; Viridiplantae; Streptophyta; Magnoliopsida; Asparagales; Asparagaceae
Product: apoptosis-inducing factor homolog B-like
Exons: 4
Coding region: 217-1311 (364 amino acids)
Cellular component (GO): cytoplasm
Molecular function (GO): flavin adenine dinucleotide binding; electron-transferring-flavoprotein dehydrogenase activity
Source: RefSeq, a predicted model, not a curated record
UGAGGUGACGGCCCUUUUCCCUCCUCGUCUCUCUCUGUUUUCUGUAUCCCCAACAAAAAAAAGUACAACGGAUCUUCAUCAUUCCACCAUUGAAGAAGGAAAUCAAGAGGAGAGGGUUGAUCACCCUCUUCUCUCUCGUCCCUCUUCAAUCCCAUUUGAUCCCAAAGAAAACCAAAAUUUUGUUUUUAUUUAGAUCGCACACCAACUGUUUGAUAUAUGGCUUACGAGAAAAUGGAUUGGUCAGGGGAACCAAAGAAGAAGGUGGUCAUCAUUGGCGGAGGUAUCGCAGGUGCUCUCCUUGCGACGAUUGUUCAGAACAAGUGUGAUGUUUGCCUAAUCGACCCGAAGGAAUAUUUUGAGAUUCCGUGGGCGAAUUUGAGAUCGAAAGUGGAUCCAACGGUCGCAGAGAAAGCAGUGAUUAAUCAUAGUGAAUAUUUGACAAAUGGGAGAGUUGUAACAUCUACAGCCAUAAAUGUUACGGAGACGGAGGUUUGGACUUCAGAGGGGCGUUAUGUGCCUUAUGAUUAUCUUGUUAUUGCAACUGGUCAUAGUUAUGUUGUACCGAGAUGCAGGAGAGACAGGCUUGAACAAUUUCAAGAAGAUAACCAUAAGAUCAAAUCAUCUGAGUCCAUAUUAAUCGUUGGUGGUGGACCAACUGGUGUCGAACUUGCUGCAGAGAUUGCAAUCGACUACCCAGACAAAAGAAUAAGUCUAGUUCACAACGGUCCAAGAUUGCUAGAGUUUAUUGGUCCAAAAGCAGGUAACAAAGCUCUAGAGUGGUUGAGAUCGAAGAAAGUUGAUGUUCUCCUUGAUCAAUCCAUAAAUUUAAGAAAUAUAUCAGAUGGUGAUAGAGUGUAUCAAACGUCGAAUGGAGAUAUCAUUAAAGCCGACUGUUAUUUUGUUUGUGCGGGUAAGCCUGUGGGUUCACGGUGGCUACGCCAGUCUUUCCUCAAGGAAUUUUUGGAUAGGAACGGGAGGUUGAUGGUUGAUGAGAAUUUUAGAGUUGGAGGUCUCAAGAAUGUUUUUGCCAUUGGAGAUAUAACUGAUAUUCUUGAGCAAAAGCAGGGUUACACUGCACAAAGGCACGCUGCAAUUGCUGGAAAGAACUUGAAGAUCCUAUUGAAGGGAGGCAGAGACACUAAACUGUGGAAGUACAAAGGCUCAAUACAGAUGACCAUGGUCUCUCUCGGCAGGAAAAAUGGCGUUGCAGAGUUUCCUAUAGCCACGAUUGCUGGGUUUUUGCCUGGAAUGAUCAAAUCCAAAUAUUUGUUUGUGGAAAGGACGAGGAAACAAAUGGGGCUUGAUAGUUGAGAAAAAUCUUUGAAAUGUGUGUUAAUGGUCGAUUGCUUGUAUUUAAUAUGGGCAGUCUUGUAAAGUUUUUAAUGGUAUCUUCAUGAUUUUAUCUAAACUGGGGUCAUUUGAGAAACCAUUUGAGAAAUUGUGUUG